CUCCCAGAAUGCCGAGCGAAGCCUUGGGACCGAGCCUCUAACCCGAGCUGGUUAGUUUGGUGAGAAGUGCGUGGGGUGUCCUUUUUGCAGGGACUGCUGGACAAAAGGGCUAGCCAUGUCGUCCUUGAUUCGAAAGGUGAUCAGCACGGCGAAAGCCCCAGCGGCCAUUGGUCCCUACAGUCAAGCUGUGUUAAUCGACAGGACAGUUUACAUUUCGGGACAGAUAGGUAUGGACCCUUCAAGUGGACAGCUUGUGCCAGGAGGGGUGGUAGGAGAAACUAAACAAGCUCUUACAAAUAUUGGUGAAGUUCUGAAAGCUGCAGGCUGUGACUACAGUAAUGUGGUGAAAACAACUGUGUUGCUGGCUGACAUAAAUGACUUCACUGCUGUAAAUGAGAUCUACCAACAGUUUUUCAAGAGUAAUUUUCCUGCUAGAGCUGCUUACCAAGUUGCUGCUUUGCCCAAAGGAAGCCGUGUUGAGAUUGAGGCAAUAGCUGUCCAAGGACCACUCUCACCAGCAUUACUAUAAAUGGGUCCAAUGUUGCUUAAUCUGGAAUUUUCAUAACAUUUUUAAAUUAACAUCUUAAUUUUUACAACUGAUGUUCAGAGUGUAAUUUUGACCUAAAUAUCUGAAGAUUAUUAUGGAAAUUCCCUAUAAUGGGGAGCUUGAACAUGAAUUGAAGAUUAGAUGAUGAAUCCAGUUGCUGAUGUUGUAAGUUACAUUUAUGCACGCUCACAUCACUGAAUGUGGAAGAAGGUUCACUCAUUACGUAGUUACUCAAAUAAAUAAAAGUGAAGGGAAACAAUAUCUAGAAAAGAUAAGCUACUCUUCCUGAGAAAUAAUAGAGCUCACCUAAUCUGAUUAAAAAAAAAAAAAUCCCACUAAUUUAAUGCUGUGAAAUAUUUUUAGUUCUAUAGGUGCUUCUGCUUCUACUUGAGUAAAAUUAUUCAAGUUGAAUCCAGAGGCAAAGUAGAAGAAAGUGGACCAAAAUUUUAUAAAAUAGGUAAUAUUUUUCUAAUGGAAAUAAAAUAGAUGUGCAAAUUUU
Loxodonta africana (African savanna elephant) is the source of this 1046-nucleotide messenger RNA. It is a transcript of the gene RIDA, whose product is annotated as reactive intermediate imine deaminase A homolog. The record is from RefSeq and is a predicted model, not a curated record. The coding region runs from base 116 to 529 and encodes 137 amino acids. Gene Ontology annotation, cellular component: cytosol; mitochondrion. Gene Ontology annotation, molecular function: deaminase activity. The transcript has 6 exons. NCBI's taxonomy places the organism in Eukaryota, Metazoa, Chordata, Mammalia, Proboscidea, Elephantidae.